GCGGGUGCCGCCCGCCCGCCCGCCAGCUCGCUCGGGUCGCCAGCCUUCGCUCCGCCAGCCCGGGCGUCGGGGGGACCGCAGUUCAUGAGCGCAUUGAUUCCCAGGCGUUCUGGGCCACGUGCCUCGUUUCCUGACACACUCAGCAGAAGGUGAAUAGUGGUGGAGAAUUACACAGCAACAAAAGAACCUGUAUCUGUGAAUGAAGUAAGAGUUCAGAAGCCAUGGCCACAGAGGACACUAAACUUACAAAGAAUGUCCACAGGGAGGCCCCCAGUGGUGAUGAAGACAAGAAGAAGGGAGGCAAGUUCCAGCCUUUUAAGAAGUUGUUUGGCAAAAGGAAAAAGAAAGACACUUCGUUUUCCCGGGAGGCGUCAGUGAGGCAGAAGAGUGAUUGCACCCCGAGUGUCAGCAAUGGUACCUUCUCUUCCGAUGAGGAGACCCUGGAGGACAGUCUGAGGUCCUCCAACUAUUCUAUGGGCACACGGGCGUUUUCCCAUGACAGUAUCUUUAUCCCUGAUGGGGGAGCAGAAAGUGAGCAGACAGUUCAAGCAAUGUCACAGGACAACAUCCUGGGCAAGGUCAAAACUCUUCAGCGACAGUUGGGCAAGAAUAUCAAGUUUGGGCAGCGGCCAUCUAAUGCCAUUCCAAUGAAGAAGGCCGGCAGUGGAGAAGCUAGCUCAGAGGAGGACUUGUUUCUGACCAGUCCCAUGGAGAUCGUCACUCAGCAGGACAUUGUCCUUUUAGACACAGAGAACAGACCCAGCGAGCCGCCAAGCUCUCCAAGUCCUCUGCACCUCCCUGGGGCCGGAAGUGAGAUGGAAGACAAGGUUGCUCCAGUGAAACCAUCUCGUCCAAAAAGGCAUUUCUCCUCUGCUGGUACCAUUGAAAGUGUCAACCUCGAUGCCAUUCCCCUGGCCAUCGCCCGCCUGGACAACAGUGCUGCCAAGCACAAACUGGCUGUUAAGCCAAAAAACCAGAGGGUGUCAAGGAAGCACAGGCGACUAGCCCAGGACGGACAAAAUGAGCCAGGACUCCUGGAGAGUCAGCCCUCCUUGGACCAGAGUGGGCACCCAGGAGAGGACAUGCCCAUCUGUCAUGAGGAGGAGCCAGAGCCCCUGGACUCAGAGGAAGAGAAGCGACGCCAAGAAGACUACUGGCGAGAACUUGAGGCCAAGUGCAAACGGCAAAAGGCUGAAGCUGCGGAGAAGAGACGGCAGGAAGAGCAGAGGCUGCAGGCACUAGAGAGAAGGCUGUGGGAAGAGAACCAAAGGCAGGAGCUCCUGCAAGAGAAGGCCGAGGAGGAAGGCCUGGAAGAGGACCUGACGCUGGAGCCGGCAAAGGUGCAGCAGAGGGGCCUGGAGGAACAGGGCUGCCGAGAGCAAGAGCAGAGGGAACAGGAGGCUCAAGAACAUAUGGAGCCUGAAGAACAGAGGUGUCUACAGGAGGAGGCCCAGCAGUUGGAGGAGCAUAUGUUGCAGGAGGCUGAGAGACAGUGGCAGGAAGUCCAAAGGCUUGAGACCCUAGAGGCUCAGCAACAGGAGACUGAGAAGCAGAGGCUGGAGGAGGAGGCCAGGAAGCUGGAGGAGGAGAAGGCCAGGAGGCUGGAGGAGGAGAAGGCCAGGAGGCUGGAGGAGGAAGAGGAGGCCAGGAGGCUGGAGGAAGAGAAGGCCAAGAGGUUGGAGGAGGAGGAGGCCAGGAGGCUGGAGGAGGAGGCCAGGCUUCGGGAGCUGGAGGAGGAGAGGCAGGAGCAGGAGGAGCAGGAGCAGGCCCGGCAAAGGGAAAAGCUAAGCAAGCAUGAGGAGAUGGAGGCAGCGAGGCCAGAAGACAGAGCCGCGCAGCUGGAGGCCAAGGACGGCGGGCACUGGCCCAGCCCACCGCCCAGUGAUCUGGAGGAGAGGCCAGAAGACAGAGGAAGCCCAGCACCCAAAAGGCAGGGCGAAGACCCCGAGGAGCGGCAAGGCGACGAGGCGGGGGCAGCCGAGGGCCGGGAAGAAGGGCGGUCGCCCGGGGAGCCGGACAGGGAGCGGCGGGUGGAGGAGCUGCGCUGGCAGGAGGUGGACGAGCGGCAGAGCACCCCCAGGCCCUACACCUUCCAGGUGUCCUCGGGCGGCCGGCAGAUUCUCUUCCCCAAGGUCAACCUGAGCCCGGUGACCCCGGCGCAGGACGCGGGGCCGGAGCCGGCGGCGGCGCCCCCGGCCCCCCACGCGGGCGUCCUGCCCUCGGCGCUGAGCAUCCCGCACACCGCCAUCCUGGUCACCGGGGCGCAGCUCUGCGGGCCCGCCGUCAACCUGGGCCAGAUCAAGGACACGGCCUGCAAGUCGCUCCUGGGGCUGUCGGACGAGAAGCGGAGUGCCAAGCCCCGGCCGCCCCCCGAGGCGCCCGGCAGCGCCGCCCUGGCAGAGUGGGCGUCUAUUCGCUCCAGGAUCCUGAAGAGCGCCGAGGGGGAUCCGCGCGGCGGCGGCGACCGGGAGGCACCCCGGCCCGGGGACGAGCCGGCGCUCCGGGGCCGGUGCGACUCGCGGGGGACCCUGCGGCGGACCCCGCCGGUCAACGCCAAGUUCUCCAUCAUGCCAGCCUGGCAGAAGUUCUCGGACGGCGCCGAGGCCGAGGGCAGCAGGAAAAGACCCGGGCCGGGGCCUGGGGAAGAGCCCGCCGCGCCCCAGGAGCCCCCCGGGAGCCCGGAGAGGCCCGAGGGGCGCCCGGAGCCCGCCGACACCAGCCAGGGCUGCAAAUUUGCCAAAGACCUUCCGUCGUUCCUGGUGCCCGACCCGCCCGCGGCCCCCGCGGCGGACGGCGAGGCCUCGGGAGGCCCGGCCGCGGCCGAGCCCGCCGCGCCCGGCGCCGAGGAGAAGGCCUCGCCCUUCGGGAUCAAGCUGCGCCGCACCAACUACUCGCUGCGCUUCCACUGCGACCAGCAGGCCGAGCAGAAGAAGAAGAAGCGGCACAGCAGCUCUGGGGACGGCGCGGACGGCGCCCUCGGGGACCGAGAGCCACAGGCCCUGGGCGUGGCGGCCAAGGCCGGCCCCGGCCUCCCACCGGGGAAGAAGUCAGCCUCCGCCUCCCGGAGGGACGAUGCCCAGAGCCCCUUGGGCGGCCAGGCUCCCUCGGCCCCCCAGCCACCCGCCAGCAGCCUGGCCCCGGCGCCCGAGCGCGACAAGGCAGCCAUCAGAAUGCCACCGAUGCAGAAGCCGGCCCUGGCCCCCAAGCCCACCGGCCAGACCCCGCCGUCGUCCCCGCUCUCCAAAUUCAGCAGGCCCUACUUGGUAGAGCUGCUGGCUCGGCGAACUGGGAAAGCAGACAGUGAGCCCCCCAAGGAGGCCCCGGAGAGCAGUGACCCCCAGCCCCCCUCCCCGCCCCCCUCCCAGGACAGCAAGGAACAGAAGAGGGACCAGGAAGAGGGGCCGGAGAGGAAACUCACGUCCUCCCUGCUGCCCACCAGUCAGCAGGAGAGACCCGUCCCAGUCCCCGAGGCAGGGAGGAAAGACAAGCCCUUGCUUCAGAGUAGGCACUCGUUAGAUGGCUCCAAACUUACAGAGAAAGCAGAAACUGCCCAGCCACUGUGGAUAACAUUAGCACUGCAAAAGCAAAAGGGGUUCCGUGAACAGCAAGCAUCUCGAGAGGAGAGGAAGCAAGCCCGAGAGGCCAAGCAGGGAGAAAAACUGUCCAAAGAAAAUGUGAGUGUCAGCUCACAGCCUGGAAGCAGCAGUAUGAGCAGAGCAAGCUCCCUGCACAAGUCCACUAGUCCGACGGAAGAGAAGAAGCCCGAGACGGCAGUAUCCAGGCUCCAGCGCAGAGAGCAGCUGAAAAAAGCCAACACUCUUCCCACGUCAGUGACAGUGGAGAUCUCAGAUUCAGCUCCGCCAGUGCCACUGGUGAAAGAAGUUACCAAGAGGUUCUCCACCCCAGAUGCUGCCCCUGUGUCCACAGAACCAGCCUGGCUGGCUUUGGCCAAAAGAAAAGCAAAGGCGUGGAGUGACUGUCCACAGAUUAUUAAGUAAAGAGUGAUUCUUAUCCAUUCCUAUUGCCAGUUACUGGCUCCUCUCCUGCCCUUUUUAUUUAUUUUUUAUAUGCAGUAAAGAACCAAGCUAGGGAAAAGACGCAUGUUUUUUAGGCUCUAAAAUAAUGUUUAGAAACUGAACUGGUGGUGUUCAUUGUAAAAAGUGUAUUUGCACAACCCAGGGUCAUGGUGCCUUGAGCUCCCCCUAGUUCUCAAGAGAUGGUUCCUUCUGUCCAAAGGACCACAAGAAGCAAAAUCUCCAAACCAAGAUUCCUCAAGAGAGCCUGCCAUGUCCAUUCCAUGGCCCUCGUACAUGCACACCAUCCAGAACACAUGCUUUUGCCAACCUCCAUAAUGUGCUUUUGAUUCUCUACACUACACUUAAUUUCUUCUAUCCAAAACAUUUACCCUACCAUGUCUGCAUAUUCUACCCAUCCUACAGUAAUGGUGAAAGAAUUGCAUAUAGAUAAAACAAAAAUGUCCAUUCUCCUGAAUGCAAAAACAGGGAAAACAUCUGUGCCUAUGUUUCGUUUUCAUCAGUUUUCCCACCCUGAAGCUGUAACCCAGAAGAGAGGCCCACAUCCUCUCCCACACUGUGGGGUACACGGUGAUCAAGAAAAUGUGGGUCCCAUCAUACUAGUACUUUCCCUAAGGACAUGGGGAACAUUCAGCCUAGUUGGCUUCUGAGGAAUGCUUUUAUUUACUAUGGUGAAUAAAUUAUGUAUCAGAGAAGAAAAUAAAUUGCAUAUUCUGUCUCUGAGGAUCUCCGUUUAGUACAGUGGUUCUUCAGAUGUCCAGGAGGCAUCCAGAUCCUGCGAACACAUUGCAGGAAUGUAUGUUCUAGCAAAAACUCUUCAAAGAAUUCUAACGUAUCGCAAAUGUUAAAACCUUGAGCUACACUGACACUAGUGUCAUCUGGGUUUUCAGACUGAUGGGGAGGCUCAUUCAUCCAAAAUAGCAACAUUCAAACCAGCUACAAACUUGACAUGGGCCCAAAAUUUCCCUUUGGUCUUUAGGGAAAAUUAAUAGGAAGAUUUAGAGCCUUUGUAUUAAGGACUCCUUGAAGAAUGUGUUUUUUUUCCUUUGCUGCAAUCAAACCAUUCAUAUUUGGAGUGGAAAGUUAGAGCAUUCACCUUGCUACCUUUACAAAGUAUCUCAGAAUUUAAGUGGCCUUGUUAUUAUCUACACAAAGAAGGGACCUGGCAGUUUCAAAGCCACAUCUUCUAUUUUUUUUUUAACUUUUAUUUCCCUAGAUUUGCUCUGCCGGAACAUAGACAAACCAGCAAUCCCUCAACCACAUACUGCUGAUGCUACCUUUACAUUUCAUGGCGUUGCCAUUGCUCUUAAGAUUCUUAUUCCUAAAUAUAGAUGUGAAUUCUUUGUCCUUUUUCCUUUUUCCUCUUCUAUAAUAACAUGUUAUAGUAUCCAUAAUUACUUUCCUUUAUGCUUACUCAAUAUGCAAUGUGCUGUUAUUCUAUCAUUUACCUUAAAGAAUAUCAGUAAAAUGGUUUACCUUAUAAACCAUUUUCUUUCUAGAAAAACAUGGCUCAGCUUCACUGUAGUAGCUGGCAUGUAUGGUCAAGUGGGUAGUUGUACUCUUACAAGUUGGAUUUAAUACUAUAUAUACUGGAUUGUCAGACAAUGUUAAGAAUCAGUGUAACUUUUCUAGUGCUACUGGAAGCAAUUAAUAUUCUACUGCACGUUUUUGACACUUGAACUAGAUGUUCACUUCUAAUCUUAUAGGUAAGCAUUUCUUAGUUCAAUGAUUUCCUCACUAAUAUAACACUUUUUAAUAAGCAUCUUUCAACUAGAGCCCUGGAAUUAUAGUGCUAUUGUAAUUCUUCCAAGUUGACUUUUCUUUCCAUACUAUCAGCAGUGGACACUGUCACAGUUAUGGCAGGGAACAAGUGGGGAAAGAAGAUUAUUCACCAAGAAUGGUAGAUGAGUGAACUCUCCUGGCACAAACACCAGUAAGCCCAUACCAAAAUAGGAAAAAUGCCUCAGAUCAUAACGUCCCACCAAAGUCUUUAAAGAAGAGUCUACUGAGGGAAGGGCAGUCACAGUACCUACUCUAACAACUUCUGAAGGGUAUAUGUUUAACAUUUCAUUUACAAAUCACCCCAAAUUUGCACUAAAUACCAAUGAAGUGUUAUUUUGCUUUAGUUGUGUUGCAGUCUUUUCAGAGCAACAAACUAUGUAUGGGGAAAUUCUGUAAAAACAAAAACUUCAAGACUUUUUUAAAUGAAUGAUUGCUAUGUUAAAUACAUAAUCUUUUUUAAUUUAAAUCUGUUUUUCCCAGCAAGGUUAUAGAUGAUUAAGCUUGUUCAUAGUUAUAUGUAUAUAUAUAGUCAUAUAUAUAUGGAUAUAUAUAUGACUAGAGAUUUGUUUACUUUUUUUUAGUUUUUCAAGUGCAAUUGUUUCCAAUAAAAAUUAAUUACUAUUAAGUUAUCGUUUCUAGCCAGUUAUCUGUAAAUGUAUGGUAUGUGUUCAUUGUCUCUUUGUGAUAUUUAGUUUGCUUAUUUUAAAGCAAAAACAUUAGCUACAAGUGUCUUGCAAUAUUUUUACCAACAAUAAAAAUUAAGUAGAGUCUUAAUGAAAACACUUUAGUGUGAUUCUAAUAUUAUCUGAGAUUUUGGGUGCAAAAUGUCCAUUAGUGAAGGGAAAGAUCUUUCAAUAAAAAUAUCAACAAGAUCUUUGGCAUUAAUGGAAUUUGCUUUCGCGUUUUUACUAACUUUGAUGAUUGUCUACAGGCAGUCUCAAAUUUUGCUAGCUUUUAAUGAACAAGAAAAAUUACAAGGUGUAAGAAACAGUACUUGAUUAUUUUUUCACUAUGUAUUUUGGAGAAAAAUAGUCAAUAGUGGCAAAUGUUUAUCUCAGUCCUAAAUUAGAAAUUUUCCUACAACCUCCUUAC
Perognathus longimembris pacificus (Pacific pocket mouse) is the source of this 6908-nucleotide messenger RNA. RefSeq names its product capping protein inhibiting regulator of actin dynamics (gene Cracd). Gene Ontology annotation, biological process: maintenance of gastrointestinal epithelium; negative regulation of barbed-end actin filament capping. The record is from RefSeq and is a predicted model, not a curated record. Bases 222 to 3998 code for a protein of 1258 amino acids. The transcript has 13 exons. Lineage: Eukaryota; Metazoa; Chordata; Mammalia; Rodentia; Heteromyidae.